Messenger RNA from Acanthaster planci (crown-of-thorns starfish), 2937 nucleotides. RefSeq names its product N-acylethanolamine acid amidase (gene naaa). Gene Ontology annotation, cellular component: lysosome. NCBI's taxonomy places the organism in Eukaryota, Metazoa, Echinodermata, Asteroidea, Valvatida, Acanthasteridae. The record is from RefSeq and is a predicted model, not a curated record. Gene Ontology annotation, molecular function: fatty acid amide hydrolase activity. Gene Ontology annotation, biological process: fatty acid metabolic process.
AGCAAUGCUGUAACCUACCUCAUGACACGGCCGGGAACCCCCUCCCGAUUAUCACGUGAUUACGGAAAUCACGAUCACAUGGGGCAGGUACAGGUGUCAUGUGAUCACCUAUUAUGUAUUUCAACAAAGUGAAGGCCGGCCUUGACGCAUAGUCGACGAACAUUGCUUUGAACAGUAUACUUCCUCGCAAAGCUCGAUAUGUGGCGCAAUUCUUCUUGGUUUAUCCUUGCAGCCCUCUUGGUCAUUGGUGGGCCUACUUUGAGUAGAGGUCUCCCCAAAGCCCCUAGGUAUUCCCUCAACCUCGAUCUAGCGGAGGAGGAGCGAUGGAAUGCCAUCCUUCGGCACUGGGAUGUGGGGGACUACCAGAGGAAAUUCAAGGAAAUCAUGCACAAGUUUAUGACUGCUGAGGUACUCGAUCUUCUUGACAUUAUUGCUGGAGCGGUGGACGACUAUCUGCCUGUGCCAUAUGCUGGAGAGAUCCGUGGCAUUGCCAAAUACUUACAGAUGGACAUUGGAGAAGUAGUACUUUUGAAUACUUUGUAUGACCUCACUGUUUCUGGAGGGUGCACCAGCAUUGUCGCCGAAGACACCAAGGGGAACAUCUGGCAUGCUCGCAACAUGGACUACGAUUUCACAGCUACGCUGAGGAAUUGGACAGUAGUUGUUGACUUUCAGAGCAAGGGCAAGACACUGUAUACUUCCACUACAUUUCUGGGCCAAGCAGGGGUGUUCACAGGACAGAGGCCGAAUGCGUUUACUGUGUCAUUAAACGAGAGAGAUAAAGGUAGCAUGUUGGAAAACGUCAUUCAAUUUUUGAAGGCUCUAAUCUCCAACAAGACUGCUUUCACCUCCUUUCAGAUUCGAGAUGCUCUGUCCCGUAAUGACACGAUGACCUACGACAGUGCUUUGAAGCACCUGGCCUACCACCCUGAAACGGCACCCAACUAUUUCAUCAUUGGUGGCAAUAAGGCCACAGAGGGCGCUGUCAUCACAAGGGACCGCCUCACUGCAGCUGACGUCUGGUGUCUUGACUUGUCAAAGGGCAGGUGGUUUGUGCUUGAGACAAACUAUGACCACUGGGAACCACCACCCAAGAGUGACGACCGACGGGAUCCUGGUAACAAAGCGAUGAAUGCCAUUGGCCAAGAUGCUAUCGACCUAGAUGGGAUGCUCAAAGUGCUCUCCAUACGUCUUGUUUGCAACUCAGGCACGGUGUACACUACUCUCAUGAGUGCUGCCCAUCCAUCAAGCUACGUCACUUUCAUUCGACACUGUGAGUAGGACAGAAAAAUAACCAGUUGAGAGACAGCUGGAACAGUGAUUUUGGACAAGGACAAUUAUUGUGGCCCAUCCUUACAACAUGAGUUGUACAUCACUGGAGCAACUUCUGAGUUCUAAAAGCCUUUGAAAGGAAUCUUUCAAAGUGUAAAUUAAUAGAAACUCUCAACAUUUUCCACCUGUUUCAUGCUUAUUUCUUCAGGAUGCCAAUCAAGGCAGAUUUCAAAGGAAUACAAACUACAUGUAUACAAUUCAGAAUCUAGCCUUAAGACCCAUUUCUGUUUGUAUUUGGUCACAAAUAAAAAUAGUUGUGGAAAAAUUUGUAAAACUGGAUUACAGCAAUUGGCUGACUCAACUAUCUAAUGAUGCAAUGGAAGGGAAGGUCAAAUAAAAGACAAAUAGUAGACUAGCGGAAUGAUCAACUUGCACAGAAAAGGAUCCCCGAAAAGAACACCAACGUCCAGAUUUGCCAUUAAAAUGCAAAUUCUCCUAUGUGACACCGUUACUGUGUAGCCAAUUUAUGUGUUGAUUUUUAUAUUUAAAUUGUAAAAAAAAAAACUCUCAAUCUUUUUACAAAUUGUCUGUAAACAUUUAAAAACUCAGUUUUUAAAAUGUGGACAGCCAUUUACCUUCUCGUUUACUUUACACAGAAAUGACAGUGUCUUCCAAAUGAUUUAAUUUACAAAACUCUCAAGGCACCUUAGUAUUAUGAUAACUACUAAUCGGGAAUUUUAAGCCAAGCAUUUUUCAACCAUAAACAAUGGAUACAAAUGGUUUGUCAAAAUUGUGGUAUUAAUUCCUAUUCUUUAUGCAAAAUGCCCUUAAAAGAUGUUUAAAGCUCUUAUGGUUUAAAAUUGUAAAUAAAGGAUUGUAAAUUAUGUUUUGCACAAAAAUAUGUUAUAUUUUUUAAAAGGCAACCUUAAUGCAAAUGAGAAAAAUCGAUCUGAUACCACCAGGGGAAAAUAAGGUGCGUGAUUUCUAAAUUAAUUUCAUAUAAUUUUCAACGAUGCAACAACGCUUAUGAGAGUUGCUUUAUGAAACAAAAAAGCCUAUUUUGUAAGCAUGCAAAGCCUAUUUAUAUGAUUGUGUUUUUCACUGUGUAAAAUCUUCACAGCUGCAUCAAGUGGUGUAGGAAUACUGGCCUACCUCGGUGAUUCAUGGAGCAUGGAGAGAGGCUAAUUUUUACUCCACCAUGAGAUAAAAGCCAAGAGCAUUUGUUUUAUAACACCUCCCCUGCGCAUUCUGAUUGAUAUGAGUGAUAAGUGAUUAACCUGACCUUAAAAGAAGGUACGCCCAUUUGAAUGAGUGAUAGAUUUGUUGAAAUUUUGCCCGCGCUUUUCCUAACUACCUCUGCACGAAAUGUUUCAACCCAGCCCCGUUGCCUUGCAAGGACUUCGGAACGGGCACAACGGGUACAGCUGUCUUGGCCUUGUAAAGCUAGAUAGCACAACUAGCGAAUGAUACAUAACUAGCUCUUGGCUAAUCAAGCCUUUACAAACUCUGUGGGCGAGGUGUAAUAAUUUUUACAGUGAUGGGUAUAAAAAAACGAGAGGGAAAGAAUAAGUUUUGUAUGAUUUUUCACAGCCCUUACAUGUACACUGUCUGUAUACAGAUUAUAUAAAUGGAAAUAAACCUUUCAAUGUGAAAUACAGCCAGACA